GGGCGGAGCGAGCGAGCGAGCGAGCGAGUGAGGACGUGUUCCGGCUCGGACUUUGCCCGGGUCUGUGUCGGCUCCAUCCCCCGGCCCCAGCUCCCGUUCCCCGCGCUCUCUCCGCCAGCACCCGGUGUCCCGGCCCGAGCUCCCGGUGUCCCGGCCCCAGCUCCCGGUGUCCCGGCGCCGCUGCCCGGCCGCGGGAUGAACAACAACAGGCCACAGUUACGGCCGUGGCUGAUCGCUCAGGUCGACAGCGGCCACUUCCCGGGGCUGCGGUGGGUGAACGGGCGGCGGAACAUGUUCCGGAUCCCCUGGAAACACGCGUCCCGACAGGACCUGACCCAGGACGACUAUCGCAUCUUCCGGGAUUGGGCAAUCGCCAGUGGUCGCUUCAACGGGCAAGAUGCCGACGACCCCCCCAAAUGGAAAACCAACUUCCGCUGCGCCCUGAACAGCAACGAGUCGUUCAGAAUGUUGACCGACCUCUCAAAGGAAUCCACAGACCCACACAAGGUCUACUGCAUCAUGGACCUUAACCCUGAACCUCCCCCAGAUGGAGCGAUGGGAGUGGACGAGGAGCUGGAAUCGAUUCUGCACCUCAGCCCCGAGACCGAACCGACCCUGCCUGGCUUCCCCCCGCUGCCCGUGGAUGAGGUGAUGCCGCACUUUGGAUCCAUGAGUCUGUCCGACAGCCCCUCAGGACCGUCAGGGACUGACCCUUGUCUCUCUCUCCUAGAGCGCUGUUGGCCGCUGCCGGGAGGGGGGGCGUGCGGGGAGGGGGGCUUCAGCCAGCAGGGACCUGUGUACCCCCCCGCUGCCCUCCACCCCCCGGCCGCUGAUGCCAACCUGCCCCCUUGGGCACCAGUCCUCAUCAAUGGUCAAGAGCCCAGUGACCUGGACAUCACGGUGUAUUACCGCGGCCGCCAAGUGCUCCACUGCACGGUGACGAACCCUGGCGGUUGCCGCCUCUACUCGCGGCAGGAGGAGCCCGCGUUGUCUCAGCUUCAGCCCGUCCGCCUCCCGCCUACCGACUGCCUGCCCGACAUCAAGCAGCGGGGCUUCACGGAGCGGCUGUUGGCCAGUGUGGAGGGCGGGUUGUUGCUGCACCACUGGGCGGGGGACGUGCUGGCCGAGCGCCUGGGCCGCUGCCAGGUGUUCUGGGCCCGUUCUGAGAGCGGCCCGGAGCUGGAGCUGGAGCCGGGGGCGGCAGCGGGACCGGACGGCGGCGCCAUCAAACUCAACCGCAACCAGCGCACUCACAUCUUAUGUCUCAGGGACUUCGUCAGAGAGCUGAGGGCGUUCAUGGAGCACCGCGGGGGGGCGCCCAACUGCGCCGCGUACCUGUGCUUCGGGCAGCAGUUCCUGCGCAGCAACAAGAACAAGAAGCUCAUCCUGGUCAAGGUGGUGCCCCUGGCUUGGGUUGCACUGACGGAGAUGGCCCAGCAGGGCGGCGCCUCCUCACUGGACAGUGACAACGUCAGUCUACACAUCUCCAGCACGGCUUCCCUCGACAGCCUGCUCGCUUUGUUGCGGGAGGUGGAGGACAUGGAGCUCGACCUCUGACCUCACUGGACCAGCCUUCUUUCACCCCCAUUGACCCCUGACCCCCACUCUCAGGCCCAGACCUACGACCCUCAGGACAAUGGACCAAUCAGCCUCCACUGGACCUUUAACCCAUGACCCCGUCCCGCUGGACAAUUGACCUGACCCUCCCCAUGCACCUCCCCAACCCAGGCACUGACCUCUGACCCCUCCCCCGCCAGGCUCUGACCUCUGACCCCCCAACCCAGGCUCUGACCUCCCCCACCA
Molecule: messenger RNA, 1803 nt
Organism: Amblyraja radiata (thorny skate)
Lineage: Eukaryota; Metazoa; Chordata; Chondrichthyes; Rajiformes; Rajidae
Product: interferon regulatory factor 3-like
Exons: 8
Coding region: 196-1557 (453 amino acids)
Biological process (GO): immune system process; regulation of transcription by RNA polymerase II
Cellular component (GO): nucleus
Molecular function (GO): DNA-binding transcription factor activity, RNA polymerase II-specific; protein binding; RNA polymerase II cis-regulatory region sequence-specific DNA binding
Source: RefSeq, a predicted model, not a curated record